AUGGCCAGUUUCGGAGAUCAUGAUGAAAUUAUAAAGUCUGUUUCUGAUGGCCCACCAACGCAUUACACGGUCAAGAUAGAGUCUUUCUCACUCCUUACAAAGCACGCUAUAGAGAGAUACGAAACAGAGAGCUUUGAAGCUGGAGGCUACAACUGGAAACUGGUCCUGUAUCCAAAUGGAAACAAGAGCAAGAACAUGAAAGAUCAUGUUUCUGUUUAUUUGGCUCUCGCGGACUCUAGUUCAUUAGGUCCAGGGUGGGAGGUCGCUGUUUUCCGUCUGUAUUUGUUUUUGCUAGAUCAAAACAAAGAUAGUUAUUUGAUCCUACAAGGAAAAGAGAGACGAUUCCAUACGGUAAAGAGUGGAUGGGGAUUCGAUAAAUUCAUCCCUACCAGUACCUUCUUUGAUGCCUCAAACGGAUACCUCUUGGAAGACACAUGUAUGUUUGGAGCUGAUGUAUUUGUUUCCAAGGAGAGAAGAAGUGGGAGAGGAGAGUGUUUAUCAAUGAUUAAAGAUGCUACUAGCUCUAAACACGUCUGGAAAAUCGAGAAUUUCUCCAAGUUAGACAAAGAAAGUGUGGUAACAACUUAUUUAGUAACAAUCCCAAAAAACCAUAGCAUACGGUUUUAUCCGAGUGGAACGAAGCAAGGAACAGGAACUCAUCUUUCUGUCUAUUUGAUUCUCGCAGAUCCUGAAACCGUUUCAGACGGUACAAAGAUAUUUGCAGAGUUUACAAUACGAAUAUUUUAUCAGCUUCAAGGCAGGCACAUCGCAGGGAAAGUUACUAAAUGGUUCACUCGAACGAGCUUGGAGAACGGAUGGGUGAAAUAUGUAUCCAUGGUUUAUUUGACCCAGCCAAACAGUGGCUUGUUGCUCAAAGAUGUCUGUCUCGUUGAAGCUGAUGUCUGCGUUCAUGGAAUCACUAGUGCACUCUGAUGUCUGAUCUCAUCAUGUUUUCCCUCAAAGUCAGAUUUGGUUGUCUUCUAUCUUUCAGUCUUGUUUGGCUCUGUGAUUGAGACGACUCGUCAAAAAUGUUGUCGGAUU
Molecule: messenger RNA, 1041 nt
Organism: Eutrema salsugineum
Lineage: Eukaryota; Viridiplantae; Streptophyta; Magnoliopsida; Brassicales; Brassicaceae
Molecular function (GO): protein binding
Source: RefSeq, a predicted model, not a curated record